AUGGCAGACGGCGGUGAAGGAGUGGGCUGGCUGACAAGCGCGAGACGGCAUUUGCCGCCCAGUGGAAGUGGACGUGCCCGGAGGAGAUUAGUGUUGGGACUUACAUGGUGUGCUGUCGCACACCUGUGGCACGGCCACAGAUGCCAGCCUUUCGCCUUCGGUCCUGCAGCACCAGUCUCAAGUGGUCAGGAGGUAGACGAUGCAGGAGUGCUGCUGUUGGGACGAGAAGCCUGGUGUUUCAAUCGAUGGCGGGCGGAGACGGAUGAUGUGCGCGGCGGAGCCUCCAGCGCGCAGUUCAAGGGUUUAACGGAUGCCUCUGGAGAUGCUGAAUUCUGUGGCAUGUUGUCUUCCUCUGUCCGCGAUCCUUUUGCCAGCGUCUCCCUACAGGCAUCUGCGCUGCCAGAACCUCUUUCGGAAAUGAAAGGUUUAGUUCUUGACAUAUCUGAGGCGGAUGGCUCAGAAUAUUCGGUCGGACUACGAAUGCUGGGUGCGCCAGCCGGCAUUCAGCAUGCGUUUAAGUUCACAGCGGAAGCGGGCCGUCUCGAGAUGUACUUUCGAGACUUUCAGCCGAUGCUACAGGGGCGAGUGCAGCCCGACGACGAGACGCGCCUCGUUUUGGAGAGGGUGGAGUCGAUCACCAUCCAGAAACACGGAGCCAACGGUCCUUCACAUGAGCCGUUUUCGCUGGUGCUCCGCAGCGUCUGUGGAAUUCCGGGACGUGAUCUGCCACCGCCCCCGCCUCCUGCCCGCAAAACCAAAUGGACGUGCAGGGCAUGCGGGACGAUGAACUUCGAUUCGUCCGAUUCCUGCACGCAGAGG
Molecule: messenger RNA, 819 nt
Organism: Symbiodinium necroappetens
Lineage: Eukaryota; Dinophyceae; Suessiales; Symbiodiniaceae
Source: the annotation of a GenBank genome assembly